AUGCUUUUGAUGCUUUACUUGGCUGGAAGAAGGAAUCCCUACCCCCUGUUGAAGUCCCUUGAAAUUCAGAAGAGAGUGAUGCCUAGUUGUUGGUUUCUUCUCUUACGUUUCUGGCUUAGAGUGGAUGGUGCCCUGAUGAGAUUGAGGGAUACUCGCGUCUUUUGCACUUUUAAUCAGAAUUCAAAGCCACUCAUCAUUCGGGAGAUUUGCUGGAGGGAAACUUCAUUUAAAGCUCUUGCUUCUAAAUCAAUAGAUAAUGAAACUAAAGAGAAACAGGAAGAAUCAGAGAAGUAG
Molecule: messenger RNA, 294 nt
Organism: Lactuca saligna
Lineage: Eukaryota; Viridiplantae; Streptophyta; Magnoliopsida; Asterales; Asteraceae
Source: the annotation of a GenBank genome assembly